CUAGCUGUCUUCUUUGGAUGUCCUUUCACGUAGCCACGACAAAUACGAAUGUGCUAAGGGAGAUUGGGCUGUUUCCCAGAUGGCCUCCAGCUCUCUCUGACACGUCAGAGGUGUUUCUUGUAGGAUCCCCGAGGACUCUCGAAGGCAGCUGCAUCAGUGAAAAGCCAAGCCCAGGCGUGCCGCACACCAGGGGGUUUCCCUGCACGCCUGCCCAGUCUCUCCUCGUUAGCAACCAUUACUGCUCAUUUAUUCUUGAGGGAGACCCAGAAGAACCCCUCUCACUUUCUGGCACCUUGGGCCAUCCAAAGGCCUGGCUGGAUCUGUGAAUCAAACGGACUUAAGGUGGAUGAACAGGAGGAAAACUACACAGUUUAAUUCCACAGAAAUUCAGAUCCCCAAAGAAGUAGCCGACAUCUUCAAUGCUCCCAGUGAUGACGAAGAGUUUGUGGGUUUCCGGGAUGAUGUUCCCAUGGAAACCCUGUCAGAGAGCUGCGAGAGUCUGGACUCACUGGAGUUGGAGAAACAGCAGGGCAUGUGUUUCCAUUCCAAAUACCUCACUGAAGAGCUAAGGAGGAUUUUCAUAGAGGACACAGAUUCAGAAGCUGAGGAUUUCGAAGGAUUUACGGAGAGUGAGGUGAACGCAAGCAGUGACCCAGAGCUCGUGGAGUCAGAGCUGAGCGGCAGUGGCAAAGCGUCUGUGGCGAGUGAGGAGGAAGAGGAGGAAGAUGAAGAUGAAGAGGAGGCCACACCCAGAAGGAGCAGGUCCACAAGAAGCAGUUUUGGUCUCCGAGUAGCCUUUCAGUUCCCCACCAAAAAACUGGCAAAAACACCGGGUAAAAAUAGCUCACACUCACUGGACAGCAAGACUGCUCUUGGAAGAGAGAAAAGCAGCAGACAGGCCAAGGAACGGGAAGACACUGCCUCUGAGUCCGAGGAUGACUCCAAGGCCGAGAGCCAGGAGAAUUCAGACGCUCUGCUGAAAAGGGCCAGGAAUAUCAAGGAGAACAAGGCCAUGCUCGCUCAGCUGUUGGCGGAGUUGAACUCGGUGCCGGAUUUCUUCCCCGUGCGAACACCAACCUCAGCUUCUAAGAGGAGAACGUCACGACGGGCCUUCUCGGAGGGACAGAUCAUACGGCGCGUGAACCCAACCAGGAGUGCCCGGCCCCCGGAGAAGUUCGCCCUGGAAAACUUUACUUUCUCGGCCGCCAAGCUCACCGAAGAGCUCUACAGUUUCCGAAGAAGGAAGACAAUUAGUGGGGGGAGAUGCCAGAGGUAUAGACGGCGUCACCGAGUCUCUUGUCGUUCGGUGGAAGACAUCACUGAAGAAGACUUGGAAAAUGUUGCCGUCACCGUUCGUGAUAAAGUCUAUGACAGAGUGCUGGGUAACACCUGCCACCAGUGCCGGCAGAAGACCAUUGACACCAAGACGGUGUGCCGGAACCAGGACUGUGGCGGUGUGCGGGGACAGUUCUGCGGGCCGUGCCUGCGGAAUCGCUACGGGGAGGAUGUGCGGGCAGCCUUGCUGGAUCCGGAGUGGACAUGUCCUCCCUGCCGUGGGAUCUGCAAUUGCAGUUACUGCCGGAAGCGAGACGGACGCUGUGCCACUGGGAUUCUCAUUCACCUGGCCAAGUUUUACGGUUAUGACAACGUCAAGGAGUACCUGGAGAGGUCCGUCCAUCCAUCCAUACUGGAGAGGCUCGGGCCUAAAGAAAUCCCUCCUCUGAUAGAGAAGUGUACCCAGCUCCACAGUGCGGUCGGGCCAUUAAUCUCCAAUUGUGGAGCCAAGCAAAUCACACAAGAACGACCAGUAAAAAUAACACCGGUCUCCACAGCCUGAAGGGCCAGGGAGUUGGACUGCAGCUUACAGAAGCAGCUGUAGACGACCAUUGAGAGGAGGAGGAGGAACGCUCGGAGUGUGCCAGAGUCCCACGAGAGACGUCUGCUGUUUGUGCCUAGCCUCAGAGCUGAACCUCGCAGAAGCUUGUUUCUUGGAAUUUACCGUUCCUAAGACUGCUUUCUUUUUUUUAAAUAGUUUAUAUGCUUAAAAAGAUUUCUCAGGAAAAAUAGUAAAGCAGAGAAAUCUGUAUUUCAAAUACCUGCUGAAGAUUUAAAAAGCACAAAUUAGAUGGGGGCAGAGUUUUAGAGCUCAGGUACAGGUGCAAGGAAGACGCCUGACCUUGGACGUACGGGCUCUCUCCCAGUCACCGCUCUUUUACAGAGGCUGCGGAGUGACCAUAGCGGACACCUAGUAGUUUAUCCUAGACAUACUGCUCUAGAUACUGAAUUCUGGGUCUUUAGAAACUUAUAUCGGAAGAAUGUUCCUCUCAACUAUCAAGUGCAAUUAACCACACACUGUGAGUACGGUGUCCUUUUUAUUAAAAAACAACACAAAUGGACCAAGUUAUUAUAGACGCUGGAGGCCGCGGUACGCUUGCCUCUCUUCCUUCAGGACCUGCCUGGAGCCUGCUGCUUCUACCAUUUUUUUUUUUUUUAGAGAUUUCACUUUUUAUAGGACCCCCUUACUGCAUUGUUUUUGAGACUUUAGGGAAACGUAAGGGAUAAACCACCGUGGUGUUUUGGGUAGGUGUGGUGGAGGGAGCUAAAAUCAACGAAUAUAUAUAUAUAUAUAUAUAUAUAUAUAUAUAUAUAUAUAUAUAUAUAUAUAUCCCAGGUAGAUGUUUCAGUGUUGUUUUUUGUUUAAAUACUACUAUCCUCCCUUCUGAAAGAAUUAACGUUCUAACGAGAACGUGCGGCCCCGUCACUAAAGCAUGCUCACACUGCCCUGGCUGGGGCAGGAGGAAAUCUAAGUUUUGCAGUACCAAGGCCAUUUAUGCCUCCAGCAGCAGAGCCACCCCUGCCAACACCCACUUAGCUGUCUUUUCUUUGCUCUUCAGCCUGAAAGUCCACACGUAGGUGAGGCCUCUCGCUUUGGUUUUGUAAACGGGGCACUCAUAGGUGUGCUUGGUCUCCUGUCUGUCCACGGUUACGGCUUUGGCAAAGAUGACGGGCAUCGUGGAUGUUAGCUCCUUAAGGCGGGAGUCAGCAAGGACUCCGGAGUGGAUGUCCCACCUGGCACCUGUGGUGGAGAGACAACAGCUGUGUUGUACCAAUGCUCUUAAUUGUCUGAUGCAAUAAAUGUUCUGCUUUUUUUUUUCA
This is a messenger RNA of Mesocricetus auratus (golden hamster), 3156 nucleotides long. It is a transcript of the gene Cdca7l, whose product is annotated as cell division cycle associated 7 like. Lineage: Eukaryota; Metazoa; Chordata; Mammalia; Rodentia; Cricetidae. Gene Ontology annotation, biological process: regulation of DNA-templated transcription. The coding region runs from base 347 to 1837 and encodes 496 amino acids. The record is from RefSeq and is a predicted model, not a curated record. The transcript is spliced from 12 exons. Gene Ontology annotation, cellular component: nucleus.